AUGGCUAUUGUAGGGGGCGCAACAACAGAUGGUGAGAAACACAGGCGUCACCGAAGACGUCGCAUGAGUGAUACUCACCAGCGACGAUAUGAGGAUCGCGGCGACCACUCCUCAGACCCUACCGUGCCUGCUGAUAAAGACUUUGGUCGACCAGCCGAUGUUGCGGCCCUGAGAGAAGCGCGGCUGAAGUCGAUGUCGAAGCCUACUACCGCUCGGAAAAAAAUGAAGAUUGAGUACGAGUAUACACGACCUCAGAAGUCAACAUCCACAUCGAAGACAAAGUCCUCCAAGGUCGACUCCUCCACCGUUCUUGGAAGGAAGUCUUCUGUCGCUACUGCCCGCUUAAAGUCAGCAUCUACUUCAUCUACAGCAAAGAGGAGGACUGAAGAUACUGAAGAUGAAUACGUCUACAAGUCUAGCAGGUUGUCCAGUGUCGGUCGCCGCGAUGCUCGGAAAGUGAACAACGAUAGAGAUGAAGCGAAGCUCAAGGCUGCACCAGAACGUCGAAGGACCACGACUCAUGCGACUGAGAAACCGAGGGUAGAAAGACGGAGGACAGAACCUUUGCCUGGCCUUAUUAGGUCUUCGACCAAUGCAACUACACGACCACAAUUGCGGAAAAGCACAACCACGGCGAAGAUGUCAGACAUCCGGGGUGCGAACACAACCGAAACCCUCAUCGGGACUGAGACCGUAGUCAGCACUUCGAAAGCCAAUAAACCGCAGCGUAAUUCUUCACUGUUCGGUACUCUGUUCGCGAAGCCCCCUCCUCCACGUGAAAAGCAAGUGUCCUGUCUGACCUGUGGCUCCGACGAUAUCCCUCUACGUCGAUCCGCGAAACUUCCCUGUGCACAUCAUCAGCACAUUUCCCUGAAACAUGUCGAUUCGCUGUUUGACGACGACUUCAGGAAGACGUGGAACAAGAAGUUCAAAGAGUACAAUGCGAAACACAGAAUAUAUUGCCCUCGCAAGGGCUGUGGAGAAUGGAUACAACCAAAGCACAUAUGCAAUGAGCAUGGCCGUAAGGUUGGCUACUGUCCGAAGUGUAAAUAUGCUGUUUGUGGCACGUGCAAUCAGAAGGCACACAGAUCACGCGAGUGCCCAAAAGAUCCAGCCAUGAAGCAAUUGAAUGAGAUUGCCGAACAACAAGGUUGGCGAAAAUGUUACAAUUGCUCUGCUAUGGUUGAAUUGAAGGAAGGAUGUAACCAUAUGACCUGCAGGUGUCUGGCUGAGUUCUGUAUGGUUUGCGGCCUCAAGUGGAAGAGCUGUGAUUGCCCUUGGUUCAACUACGAUGCCGUCAACGAUUUGCAGGGCGACCCGAUGCGCUACCAACAGGAGAUGGAUCGACGCAGAGAACAAGAAAGAAGAGACGAGGAUAUGGCUCGACAAAUGGCCGGCCUAGGAUUGAGAGAUCGGAAUCGUCGUCGACACAGAGCUGGAUCAGAGGACAACGUCAACAUUGUGGGACUCGGCAAUGCAGCGCCUGAUCACAUGAACGUGAAUUUUAUUCAACAGGCACGAGAAGCACUUACCGCUAACUACCAGCAUGCAGAGGUCGCAGCUCGAGGUCUACUGGGUGGUUGGCUGACUGGUCGAGAGAACCCUCUUCCAACAGGCUUGCCCGGCACUCUGGAUGAGCAGACACGGAAUUUGCAGCAACAGCCAGCUGUGAUUGCGAACAAUCAAGGACGCCGCAGGCUACACCAGCAACCUCGAUUUGGAUAUGCCAACACUCCAGACAAUCCUUACCCAUAUCGUUGA
Molecule: messenger RNA, 1761 nt
Organism: Lithohypha guttulata
Lineage: Eukaryota; Fungi; Ascomycota; Eurotiomycetes; Chaetothyriales; Trichomeriaceae
Exons: 2
Coding region: 1-1761 (586 amino acids)
Biological process (GO): positive regulation of proteasomal ubiquitin-dependent protein catabolic process; ubiquitin-dependent protein catabolic process; protein polyubiquitination
Cellular component (GO): ubiquitin ligase complex; cytoplasm
Molecular function (GO): zinc ion binding; ubiquitin conjugating enzyme binding; ubiquitin protein ligase activity
Source: RefSeq, a predicted model, not a curated record